AUGGCGAAAUCAAGGUUGGCUCCCCGCGAUCGGAUUACCAUCCCCCGACUCGAGUUGCUCGCUGCUCUGAUUGCGGUGCGACUGAAAGAAUUUUUAACUCAGAAUCUGAGCAUUGCGUUCGAAGCCUACAGAUUCUACACCGACUCGGCGAUCACUUUCCAUUGGGUCACAUUCGCGAACCCUGGAGCAUGGAAAACGUACGUCAGCAACCUGGUCAUCGAAAUACGGGCCAACUCCAGGCCGGAGGAAUGGUUCCACGUCAAAGGCAAAAGGAACAUCGCCGCCGACCUCGCCACUCGCGGGGUGAGCGCUGAGGCGCUCGAAAAAUCUACAGAAUGGUGGAUCGGCCCUGAGUGGCUGCGUCUGCCGUUGGAGCAACAGCCAUUAAGUCGACCGAGCGCGAGUGACGACGACGUCGCUGGAGUCAGAAGUGAAUUGAGAGCGAUUGUCGCUCCAAUCGUCUCGCAACGGCCUCUUCUCGACCUGGCUCGCCAUAGCUCCGCGGGCCGUGCCGUUCGCGUCCUGGCAAACGUCUUGCGGUUCUGUUCGUUAAUUCGGCACUCGCCUUUGCCGGACGUCAAGCUGCUCCGCCAAACAGCUGAGUGUCAUCUGAUUCGCUGGGCUCAAUGUGAGCACUUCCACACGGAAAUCGAGGCCGUUCGAUCAAAGGAACGGAUCCCGGGAAACUCUAAAUUGGGCGCCUUCAACCUCUUCCUUGACGAAGACGGACUUCUUCGCGCAAGGACCCGGGCGGAGCUCCGCGACCCGUUCCAUGUCACCGGGGUGGACUUCUGCGGUCCCUUUCACAUUCGUCAACGCCAGGGCACGCAUAAGGCCUACGUUGCUGUCUUCACUUGCACGACCAUUCGAGCCGUACAUCUCGAGUUAGUUCCCUCGCAAUCAACUCCUCAAACACAUUUGGCCAUACGAAGAUUUUUAGCAUCACACCCCGCUUGCAUUCGAUUCAUAUCCGAUAACGGCGCGUCCUUCGUGAAGGCAGCUACUGAACUGAAACGCCUGUUCAACACCGUCAGAAAUCCCGACGUCCGGAAGGUUCUGAAUGGUCGUAGCAUCGACUGGUCAUUCAUCACGCCGAGGAUGCCGUCUCAUGGUGGAUUCUAUGAGGGGGCUGUCGGGAUUCUAAAAUCAGCACUGAUCAAGACCCUAGGGCGAAGCCUGAUUGGUUAUGAGGAGUUUCGUACCGUCUUAUGUGAGCUCGCAGCCAUUAUCAACGAGCGGCCGUUAACGUACGUUCCCAAUGACGCGAACGAGCCGACUGCUAUAACCUCUGCGCAUUUUCUCCGAGGUGGUUUCUUUCACCGCGGUUACGCUGGUCUGCUGCAGACUGAUAAACUACGCAGUGACGAGUUGGCCACAGCCGACGAUCUCCGGCGAGGACUCGCCUUGAGGACGACGUAUUUCAAGAGUGUCUCUGUGCGAUGGUUCAGGGAGUACCUGUCACUCCUUCGAUCCGCAAACGCGACGCGUGGCAAGCGAUCGCCUCCAAUCCGUGUCGACGACGUUUGCAUCCUCGGAGAAGACAACGUCGCUCGGGUACGAUGGCCGUUGGUUCGCGUCAUCGAGGCGCACGCUGGUAGGGACGGCCUGGUUAGAACCUAUACUGUGAAAUUCGCCGCAGAGCCGCUCAGCUCUUGUACCCUUUGA
Galendromus occidentalis (western predatory mite) is the source of this 1665-nucleotide messenger RNA. RefSeq lists its product as uncharacterized. The transcript is spliced from 2 exons. NCBI's taxonomy places the organism in Eukaryota, Metazoa, Arthropoda, Arachnida, Mesostigmata, Phytoseiidae. The record is from RefSeq and is a predicted model, not a curated record. Gene Ontology annotation, biological process: DNA integration. Gene Ontology annotation, molecular function: nucleic acid binding. Bases 1 to 1665 code for a protein of 554 amino acids.